AUGAAUACUAUCUUCGCCAACAAAGGCGGGGGAAAGCUCGGGGGCCGACCUACCAUUAUCCCCAAUGAGAAUACUGCCCCUUGUAACGAGACCAUGCUUGCACUCCGCUGGUAUGGCGAUAGGGAUGUCCGUCUUGAGGAAGUCCCUGCACCCACCAUAACUGAGCCUGCCGAUGUUGUCGUGAAAGUUACCGGCACUACAGUAUGUGGUAGUGAUCUGCAUCUGUACCACAAGGAGAUAAUGCAGUUGCAGAAAGGUGAAAUCUUGGGGCAUGAGUUCAUGGGAAUAGCCGAUGAGGUCGGGCCCGGAGUCACAUCGAUCAAGAAAGGUGACCGAGUGGUUGCGAGUUUCCAAAUCGCCUGUGGCAAUUGCCAAUUCUGCAAAGAAAGCCUCACCAGCAUGUGCGAGCGCACGAAUUCGUCUGCAUUGCAGGAAAGGCUCUACGGAAAACCCUUCGCUGGGUUAUCUGGCUACUCUCACUUCGGGGGCGGCUCCGCUGGCGGCCAAGCCGAGUAUGUUCGCGUACCCUUCGGCGACUUUAAUCUUCUCAAGAUUCCCGACUCUGUCCCUAAUGAGAAGGCAUUGUAUCUCAGCGACAUCGUUCCAACCGCCUACCACGCCACUGUUUGCGCCGACGUCGAAAAAGGCAAGAGCGUCGCGGUCUGGGGUCUCGGGCCUGUCGGCUUGCUAGCAUGCAAUUGGAGCAAGCUCGAGGGUGCGAGACGCGUUAUUGCCAUCGACCAGGUACCGGAGCGCCUUGCUCUCGCCAGAGGCAUGGGCUGCGAUACCAUCGACUGCUCUGAGCAAAAUGACGUCGUCGGUGCAAUCUAUGAACUCGAGCCGCAAGGUGUUGACUGCUGUAUUAUUGCCGCUGCUUUCAGGAAUACGAAACCGCCGGGACAAAGUGCUGAGCGCCGCUUUGAUCUAGAGACAGACAGCAGCGAGAUACCCAACGAGGCCCUCCGUGUAGUGCGUAAAUUCGGAACGAUCGCGAUUGUAGCAGACGACGCUACAAUGACCAACCAGUUCCUCACCGGAACUUUGAUGGAAAAAGGUGUCACGUACCGUGGUUGCGGACAAGCUCCCGUACAGAAGUAUUGGCACCAGCUACUGGAGAAGAUCAAGAGUGGCGAAUUCGAUCCCACUAUUGUCCUAACCCAUAGAUUUUCGAUGGAGCAAUUCAGCGACCUGUACAAGGCAUUCGAUAAGAAGAAGUAUGGAAUAAUAAAGACGUAUGUGCAGACGAGGUUCUCCCCACCGCCGACGCCAGGCACUCCCUAUUGA
Exophiala aquamarina CBS 119918 is the source of this 1284-nucleotide messenger RNA. RefSeq lists its product as uncharacterized. Lineage: Eukaryota; Fungi; Ascomycota; Eurotiomycetes; Chaetothyriales; Herpotrichiellaceae. The coding region runs from base 1 to 1284 and encodes 427 amino acids. The transcript has 2 exons. Gene Ontology annotation, molecular function: zinc ion binding; oxidoreductase activity. The record is from RefSeq and is a predicted model, not a curated record.